Molecule: messenger RNA, 1473 nt
Organism: Symbiodinium necroappetens
Lineage: Eukaryota; Dinophyceae; Suessiales; Symbiodiniaceae
Source: the annotation of a GenBank genome assembly
AUGGCUGCGGCUGACGAGCAAGAAGAGCUCAACGAUCCGGUUCCGAUGGUCCUUGGCAGCGCCUCCAAGGAGGGCGACAGUGAAAGCAGGGCGGCAAGAGAAGAGAUAGAAUGUGCCCGGUUCAUUGCACAAAUGGACCUCGCAGGCCCGGAGGUCCUGAGAGUGAUGCCGGCUGUAAGGGCCUUCGAGCAAUGCUUUCUAGCUUUGCGCGGCGCACAUGGUAUUGACCUCCUUGCAUUGAGUCACCCGAGCGACACGAUAGCAGCCUUCUGGAGCCAUUCUUGGCACGGGCAGCGCUGGAAGAAAGUGUUGACACUCAUCACCAUCUACAAUGGUCGGGCAGCCAUCGGGCUAGGCAUGUUCCUUGCUGUUGUGAUGAUGGUGUUAUCCCUUCUGCUGGAUCUCCCUGGUUACGACCGGCACGGCAUGCGUGAAGACGACUGGUCCAUGUGGUCCUCAUGGUCUGGAUUUCUAGUCACAGCGCUAGUGAUGAUCUUUUGGCGCCCUCAAACUCGUGUUUUCCUCGACAGUACCUGCAUCAGUCAAUGCAACGACGAACUGAAGGCGAAAGGUAUCGUUAGUCUGGCUGGGCUGCUCCGACGGUCGGAUUCGAUGCUCAUUCUUUGGGAUCCAACGUGGACUGAAAGAUUGUGGUGCUUGUUCGAGCUUGCGGCAUUCUUGAAAAGCAGGGAGCGUGGGGCUCGUCAGCAAAAGCUGACCAUCACACCCACCCUUUUAGGUCCGAUCCGAAUUGGAACCUUCUUGACUGCCACCGCUGGUUCGCUUGCUUUCAGAGUGGCGCCUGCCGUACGGCCCUCGGUUUCCGGUCCACAGUAUUCUUUCCUCUACACCACUUUUCUUACCGCGGUUGCUGCCUUUCUGUUCGGCUAUGUGCUUGCGGGCAUCUUGCGACGCUAUUUUCGCGACUUAGACACGAUGAGGCGGCAACUGCAGUCCAUGUCCUUCGAUACCGCUCUUUGUGAGUGUUGCACCAGAGGACAUGCCGACUUGCCCGGCCUCCCCUGCGACCGGAAAAUUUUGAAGCAAUGUGUGGUGAUGUGGUUCGGUAGCUUGGAAUCGUUUGAGAGCACCUUGAGAUCGGAAGUUCUGGAGGUUUUGACGCGGGACCUUGAGGAAGUUUUCACCACAAGGUCCACGAUCGCAGCAUAUACGCCAAUCAUGUGGGGUGUCAUGGACUAUGCCGUCACCUUGUCACGGGUUGAAGGCCAAUUCUGGUCCAAUCUCUUGGCUACAACCGCGGGUGGAUUGGCGCUUUGGCUUGUGGCCAUGCCAUCGUUGAAGAGUUGGCUCGUGCUCGUAUGCAAGCACACACGGGCGAGGCCAAGUAGUUGGUGUCUCGAGGUCAUGAAGAACUCACUGGUUGCAUUGAUCGUUCUCUCUCAUCUGAUCUCCCUCGAGUUAGUUUGGACAUUCGCAUAUGGUCUUCAGCUUCCUCGGCCACAACUUGCGGAA